Messenger RNA from Carassius gibelio (silver crucian carp), 1600 nucleotides. RefSeq names its product cocaine- and amphetamine-regulated transcript protein-like. The transcript is spliced from 5 exons. The record is from RefSeq and is a predicted model, not a curated record. Gene Ontology annotation, molecular function: neuropeptide hormone activity. Gene Ontology annotation, biological process: G protein-coupled receptor signaling pathway; positive regulation of MAPK cascade; cellular response to starvation. NCBI's taxonomy places the organism in Eukaryota, Metazoa, Chordata, Actinopteri, Cypriniformes, Cyprinidae. Bases 160 to 474 code for a protein of 104 amino acids.
UCCCAGCAACCCAGUGAAGCAACAGAAAGCGGCAGCAAGAGCACAAGCUCAGAGAAAAACUUUCAGCGCUGGUAUUGCUAGAACAGAAAAUAGUAAUAAAAAGGAUUUUAUAUAUUAAAUUUCCAGUUUUACCUUACUAGCGCCAAAGCAUUCAGCACCAUGGACAGCGUCCGCGCGGCGGUUUACCUGAGCGUGUUCCUCUCGCUUCUGUGCGUCUGCAGGGGUCAGAUGUCACUGGACACCCGACUGAGAGUGCAAGAGGAGCAGGACAUCAACAGAGACCUGGCUGAGGCGCUCGAUGAACUUUUGGAUGGAGAUCAGGCCAAUCGGAUAUCUGUGGAGAAAAAAGCUAGCGUCAUUCCCAGGUGUGAUGUUGGGGAGCGCUGCGCCAUGAAGCAUGGCCCGCGCAUCGGGAGACUGUGUGACUGCACGCGAGGAACAGCCUGCAAUACUUUCUUCUUGCGCUGCUACUGAUGGGGCUCGCGCAACUCUCCUCUCUCUCAGGCACUGUGAAGAAACUCGUGACAGGAAUGCUUGGGACACCUCAUCUAUUUAACGGUUUAAUUCUAAGCGUGAGAUUACAUGUAGCCUAUUGAUAGGCCUUCUGUUCUAUUUUUCGAAACCUGUAGCCUACACUACAUGUUUAGAUGAUUAAACGAGUUUAUUUUGAGUAAUGAAAUGUCUUUAAGACUCAUUCGUUCUGAUACAUUGUCGGUGAGUGUAUAUGUAGGUCUAACUAUGUUUAAUAAAAUCAUAUAACUAUUAAAACAAGAUCUGAAAUGAGGCGAAUUAUUACAGAUGCACAAGUGUCAUUAUCAGCUACUAAAAUCCUGAUUUGAAUAAUCAUUAAUCAUCGUUAAUCUUAUUAGGCUUUGAGAGGUUUAACUUUUUGAUGGAAACGUUUUUUGUAAGCGCAAUCUGUUGAGGUUCUUCUCGCGCAGCUAAAUUCAUCUUAAUGUUAUGAUGCAGUGACAAUGGUAUUUUUGUAUUAUUUACAGCCAUACCUAUCGAAAUGCGCUUUCGAGGUCUGUUUAGCGCUAACUUAUGAGAUAUAGGGCCUAACUAACUUUUGUGGUUACUGAAGCGUACUGUAUAUGACAAAAUAAUUUAUAAUUUAAUUAUAUAUUUUAACAAAGCUAUUCUAUAGCCUACCUUUUCUCAGAAUCGUUUUACCAUUUAGCCUACAUUAAUGCAAGCAGAUCGGUUGAAGAGCCCGGUUCUAGAUCCAGACUCUUUCGGUUUCUUAAAUCCUCUUUGAAACAAAAGAGGAUUAGGUUACUGUGAGAUCUGUCCACGGGUUAUAAUGUGGUCACCAAUCACCAUUAUAUAAAUUCAAGAAAAUGUCGCAAAGGGAAGGGAAAUCUACAUAUAAUGGCCUCGAUAAAUCGCGGAAAAUCUCAUCAUCCCGUUCUUCAGUCGAUCAUCAGGGGUGAUCAAUCACCUUAUGUGACGUAGAAGCUGUGUCGUGGAUUCAAGACCGCCAGACUACCAACCGUCCAGACCGUUCGCUGACCACGCGACAGAAGCGACAAGAGCUGUGACAGAAUAUAAAGAAAAUCUUCAAAGACAACUCGUGCCCAUUCUGAGGAGAAAGUUCAAC